This is a messenger RNA of Microthlaspi erraticum, 216 nucleotides long. NCBI's taxonomy places the organism in Eukaryota, Viridiplantae, Streptophyta, Magnoliopsida, Brassicales, Brassicaceae. The record is from the annotation of a GenBank genome assembly.
AUGCAAGCAUUGUGCCCCCCAAAGAACUGGGAGGCUAGGUCGUGGUCUGGAGAUGGUAGACGGCCAUCAGGAGCGCUCCACUCAACUGGGUUCGGCUCACUCGAUCGAGCUUGUGGCUCCUCUCCUCUUCUUCUUCAUCUUCAAAGUGGUGUGGCUUCCUUGGCCUUGGUGGAGCUGUGCUCGCUCGAAGCGGUUGUAGGGAGUCCAGCGGUCUGA